UCCUAAUGCUGGAGCAGAGGGGAGACCGGAGACGGCUGGUGAGCCGACCCAGCGACAGAGAGAGAGAGAAGGGGGGAAGGGAUGAUGGGGGAGCACCGGCAUCAGGAGCAGGGCCGGCGGCGGACGCUGCUGCUGGUGAGCCUGGCGUCCAUCAUGGAGCGCGCCGACGAGGCGCUGCUGCCGGCGGUGUACCGCGAGGUCGGCGCCGCGCUGCACGCCGACCCCACGUGGCUCGGCGCCCUCACGCUGUGCCGCUCCAUCGUGCAGGCAGCGUGCUACCCGCUCGCCGCGUAUGCCGCCGCUCGGCACAACCGCGCGCACGUCAUCGCCGUGGGGGCCUUCCUCUGGGCCGCGGCUACCUUCCUCGUCGGCGUCUCCCAAACCUUCCUGCAGCAAUCUCGCGGGGACUGAAUGGCAUCGGCCUCGCUCUGGUGGUACCAUCGAUCCAGUCACUGGUGGCCGACUCCAGCGACGACAGCACGCGCGGCUCGGCUUUCGGCUGGCUGCAACUCGCCAGCUGCCUGGGGUUCAUCUCCGGCGGCUUCGUCGGCCUGCUCCUAGCGCAGACCACAGUCCUCGGGAUCGCCGGGUGGCGCGUCGCCUUCCACCUCGUGGCGAUCAUCAGCGUUGCCGUAGGGGCCCUGAACUGGUUCUUCGCCGUGGACCCACAUUUCACGACGAGCGGCGCCGCCGCCGGACCAGGCAGCCACAAGCAGCCUUCCUCCUCCGUACGGCGGGUGGUGGAUGAGAUGAUCGCGGAGGCCAAGUUCGUGGUGCGGAUCCCGACGUUCCAGAUCUUCGUGGGGCAGGGCGUCAGCGGCUCGUUCCCGUGGUCGGCGCUCUCCUUCGCGUCCAUGUGGCUGGAGCUCAUCGGGUUCAGCCACCGGGGCACCGCCGUGCUCAUGACCAUCUUCUGGGUUGGGCGUUCCCUCGGUGGCCUCCUCGGGGGAAAGAUGGGUGAUCUCCUCGCACUGCGGUACCCGGACGCCGGGAGGAUCGUCCUGUCGCAGAUCAGCGCAGGCUCCGCCGUGCCCCUGGCCGCCGUGCUGCUCCUGGGGCUCCCCGAUGAUCCAACCAGCGGCGACCUUCACGGCGUCGUCCUGUUCGUGAUGGGCGUCUUCAUCUCCUGGAACGGCCCUGCGACAAACUUCCCAAUUUUUGCGGAGAUCGUGCCGGAGAAAUCGAGGACAAGCAUCUACGCACUGGGCAGGUCGCUCGAAUCGGUGCUCUCGUCGUUCGCGCCUCCAUUGGUGGGCAUCCUGGCGCAGCACGUGUACGGGUACAGGCCGGACAACAAGGGAAGGAGCGUCCGGCUGGACCGGGAGAACGCAACGUCGCUGGCCAAGGCACUGUACACGGCCAUCGCAAUCCCCUUCAUGGUCUGCGCCGCCAUUUAUUCCUUCCUGUAUUGCACCUAUCCCCGUGACAGGGACCGCGCGCGGAUGCAGUCGCUGGUGGAAUCGGAGCUGCAUCAGAUGGAGGAUGAGAGUUCUGGCUGGGAAGAUGGGGCUGAUAGACUGAAGGAGUCGUCGCCGGAGGCCGGGAAGGAUACCGCGAAACUGUUGUCAGAUGUUGAGCAACAUAGAUUAAUGCACUGAAUUCUAUAGCGGUGUUGGAACAGAUUAGGAAAAAGAUAGCCGAUUGGUACAAGUGAAAUGUAUUUAUAUAGAGCCUGAAAACAGAAAGAUUACGCCUUCUUGCUUUUUUCGCACCACAGUGUUGACCUGCCGGAGCUCCAACUUCAAAGUGCCCUGAUCUACUUCAAAGUGUCCUGAUCGAGUGAACUAGCAAUACUACCUAGGUGGAUCUCCUCAAAGAUCAUCCAAGCCACCUGCCGGGAAUAGAUACUUUUCUCCUAAAAGGAAGUAUCUUAGUUGACUUAAUUAGAGAUAGUUAUUUCUCGAUCAACAUUGUUAUUCUUUAUAGUUAUAUGGAUCAGCAUUGUUAUUCAUUUUAA
Molecule: messenger RNA, 1957 nt
Organism: Brachypodium distachyon (stiff brome)
Lineage: Eukaryota; Viridiplantae; Streptophyta; Magnoliopsida; Poales; Poaceae
Exons: 3
Coding region: 6-1598 (530 amino acids)
Biological process (GO): transmembrane transport
Cellular component (GO): membrane
Molecular function (GO): transmembrane transporter activity
Source: RefSeq, a predicted model, not a curated record